Messenger RNA from Suillus subalutaceus, 312 nucleotides. RefSeq lists its product as uncharacterized. NCBI's taxonomy places the organism in Eukaryota, Fungi, Basidiomycota, Agaricomycetes, Boletales, Suillaceae. The transcript has a single exon. Bases 1 to 312 code for a protein of 103 amino acids. The record is from RefSeq and is a predicted model, not a curated record.
AUGGAACGCGCAAUCACACUUUUUGCCAACGAGGGCUUUCUACUGAGUUACAUUGAAAUCAACAGUCGAGGAAGGGCUUCCAGGGCCCCCCAGAAGCACAACAAGUCAUCGGGCAAUGAAAGUAGUGCUCUUUUGGCAUUUUCAGAUGUCAACUGGGGUGGGCCCACUAGGUCAUACGUGAUAUCCAUCACUCGCAUAGGAGACUUGGUCAUUAGGAAGAUGUGGGAGAGAGCUCAGAACCUUGGCACAAAGAGGCAUGGUGCACGAAAGGUGGACGAGGAAUCGGAAGAUGAGCGCACGCUCAUCUGCUAG